CCUCAUAUUUUAGUUCAUAUGGGUCCGGAUACAUUAGCGCGUUAUGUGAAAGGAUAUCGCUUAGAUCCUGAAUACAAGUCGAGGUACAAGGAGCUACAGAAGGGAGAGAACGUAGCGACUUGGGACGCAGGGAAGCGAUUUUACAAGGAUGAACGAGGCCUGUUAUUUUUUCGAGACGCUAAUUUCCAGCCUAGGCUAUGUGUACCUAUCAGUGAGAGAGGCACCCUCCUCGCUGAAGCACAUGAAUCUCCCUUCGAGACUGCUCAUGCAGGUGCG
Stereum hirsutum FP-91666 SS1 is the source of this 276-nucleotide messenger RNA. RefSeq lists its product as uncharacterized. The record is from RefSeq and is a predicted model, not a curated record. The annotation marks the transcript as partial. The transcript has a single exon. NCBI's taxonomy places the organism in Eukaryota, Fungi, Basidiomycota, Agaricomycetes, Russulales, Stereaceae.